AUGUCUCCUCCAGCUCGAAAGGAGGAACGUUCGGCUAUCGUUACUGGCUCAGCUCGAGGCAUAGGCGAAGCCAUCGUCCGCAGGCUAGCCAAAGAAGGCUAUAAAGUCACAGUCAACGAUAUCUCCGCCAACAAAUCCGGGAUCGACAAAGUCGUGUCAGACCUCAACUCCGAAUAUGGCGAGGGUUCAGCCAUAGGUGUCGUGGCAGAUGUCACCAAAUCAAAAGAGGUGGAAGACAUGAUCGAGCAGUCUGUCCAGAAGCUCGGUCCUCUCACCGUCAUGGUCGCCAAUGCCGGUAUUGCACAGGUCCAGUCUAUGCUCGAAAUCAGUGACGAGGACGCCCAUAGAAUGUUCGAUGUGAAUUACUUUGGUGUAUGGAACUGCUACACAAGAGCUGCAAGACAAAUGAUCAAGCAGGGCCCCGUGCCCGAAGGCUCGACAGGAUACAAGAUUAUUGGUUGUGCGAGUAUUGUGGCAUUCAAGCCGUUUCCUCUGCUAAGUCAUUAUUCGGCUUCAAAAUGGGCUGUACGUGGACUCACACAGGGCUUCGCAAUGGAGGUGGCAAGGCAUAAGAUUCAAGUCAACGCGUACGCACCUGGCAUCGUAGGCACAAGCAUGUGGGAGUUAAUAGACGAGAAGCUGGGAGAGAUUGAAGGCAGACCAAGAGGCGAGACAGUCAAGAAAUACUCGACUGAGCUUACCGCAAUGGGAAGAGUAUCAACACCAGAAGAUGUUGCAAAAGUCGUAGGAGGGUUCAUGUGCAAUUCCGACUCUGACUUUGUCACUGGUCAAACGCUGGUGGUUGAUGGCGGUAUCAUCUACACCUAG
This is a messenger RNA of Lithohypha guttulata, 828 nucleotides long. RefSeq lists its product as uncharacterized. Gene Ontology annotation, molecular function: oxidoreductase activity, acting on the CH-OH group of donors, NAD or NADP as acceptor. Lineage: Eukaryota; Fungi; Ascomycota; Eurotiomycetes; Chaetothyriales; Trichomeriaceae. The record is from RefSeq and is a predicted model, not a curated record. The transcript is spliced from 2 exons. The coding region runs from base 1 to 828 and encodes 275 amino acids.